Molecule: messenger RNA, 2673 nt
Organism: Colossoma macropomum (tambaqui)
Lineage: Eukaryota; Metazoa; Chordata; Actinopteri; Characiformes; Serrasalmidae
Gene: evx1
Product: even-skipped homeobox 1
Exons: 3
Coding region: 649-1917 (422 amino acids)
Biological process (GO): regulation of transcription by RNA polymerase II
Cellular component (GO): nucleus
Molecular function (GO): RNA polymerase II cis-regulatory region sequence-specific DNA binding; DNA-binding transcription factor activity, RNA polymerase II-specific
Source: RefSeq, a predicted model, not a curated record
ACAUUUAGAUUGGGAACAUAGCAACUAUAUUUCAUUGCACUUAUAUUUUUUUAAGUUAUAUUGACUCCACACAUCAUUUCUUGACUCCAGUCGUUUUAUUUUACUGUUUUGUUUUGAAACAUUAGUUCAUAAAAAGGCAUGAAUACGUACGUUUCCCUGAGAAAAAAUCAUUUAAGGUACACAAUUGAAUCUUAAAACCACUGUUGUACCUUUGAGGGUUCAUUCACAUUGUUUGUACCCUGAUGAAUGAAAAGUGUACCUGCAAAAUAUCUUUUUUCUGACAGUGUACCUUCAAAGACAGUGUUGUGAUGAAUGUCUUGCUAUGAAUUCUCUCCGUGGAGAACAGUGGCAGGGCGAAUGAGCAGCACUAUGUAAAUAUAGGCAAAUAUCAAGUGUUUUUUAAUUAAUAUGUGAGCGUUUUCUGUAAAAAUGUCUUGUAAUUGGCCAACUAACAGUGGUGCUUUUGAUUAGUGCUGUAUGUUGGCUUCCUCAGCCUUCUCAUUUCUCUAGAGUCUCUAGAGGUGUCAUACGCUCGUGUGCUAUUAUACGUAGUUUUUUUUUGGCGUAGCCUUUGAUUCACCCCAUCUCUUUCACGCUCGCCUGUUUAUUCCUUUCGAGUCGCCGCGUGGCGUCACCGAGCCCUCCAUUAUGACGCCCGCCCUAUUAAGACUGACGGCUCGUGAGCACAGAGGGGGCCACGGAGUUUCGUCCCAGAGCGAGCGGCGCACUCUCCACAACACGACCGCCUCUCCGUGCGCGUCCCCCUCCGCCAGCGGCCCCCGCCCCCUCCCCGCUAGCUGCACGCCACCCGGCGCCCCGCGCACACCGCGCGCAUCCGUCAUGGAGAGCAGGAAGGACGCGCCGGCAGCGGCCAAGGACUCCGAUGUGUCCGACUCCGCUGGCGAGCAUCGGGACAAGCUGGCUCGCCGGGACUGCCGAAGCCCAGGCACGUUUCCUCACUCGCGGAGCAGCACGUGCGGGGAUACGAGGGGGGCCGGCAAGCCGUGUGUGCCGGACAGAGAGCUCUCCGACCUGCCCAACAAAGAAGGCAGCGGCUCGGACGCGGAGUCCGACUUCUACGAGGAGAUAGAUGUCAGCUGCACCCCAGAGAGCAUGGACUACCCCGCUGGACAAGGAUGUGAUAAGGAGUCUCAGGGCCUCGGGAAGGAGACAGGCGCGGACAGCGGGAAGCUGAGCUCGAGCCCCAGUGCCCUCUCCUACGGGCCUGACCAGAUGCGGCGAUACCGGACCGCCUUUACGAGGGAGCAGAUCGCCAGACUAGAAAAGGAGUUUUACCGGGAAAACUACGUGUCCCGGCCGCGCCGGUGUGAACUGGCGGCCGCUUUAAAUCUGCCAGAAACGACCAUCAAGGUUUGGUUCCAGAACCGGCGCAUGAAGGAUAAGCGGCAGCGGCUGGCCAUGACGUGGCCUCACCCGGCCGACCCCGCCUUCUACACGUACAUGCUGAGCCACGCGGCGGCCACGGCGGGCGGCCUCCCGUAUCCAUUCCCGUCGCACCUGCCCCUGCCUUACUACCCGCCGCUGGGCGGCGCGCCGUCGGCAGGAGGCGCUCCGUUAAUCGCGGGGCACGCAGCAGCGCGCUCGCUGGACGGCCUGCGCGUGCUCUCUUCGCACCACCCGUACCCGCGACCCGAGCUGCUGUGCGCCUUCCGGCACCCAUCGCUGUACGCGGGCGCGACGCACCCGCUGGGCCCCGGCGGCAGUCCGUGCUCGUGCCUCGCGUGCCAAACGAGCGGAGCUCCGCCUCCUCCGCCACCUCCACCCCCGCCGCAGCCCAGGUCAGCGAGCGCGGACUUCUCCAGAGCCGAGGGCUUCCUCACCUUUACGCCGGCCGUGCUCAGCAAGCCCACUUCUGUUGGGCUGGACCAGAGGGAGGAGGUGCAGCUGACCAGAUAAAAAGCCGAGAGCUACGCGGACUUGGUCAUCCUACGGACGACGCGAACAGGCAACCCGCAUGAAACACGACCCGAACUCUCCGCCAGCGGCCUGCUAUGCAAAAAUGCCCUGUUCCCCCCUCCCCCCACCAGCCAGACUUCGCACAGGAGCGAACUGUAACAACGACAAGACAAACAGCAACGUCAUAGAGUAGAUACGCAGAAACGUAUUAGAAAAAAACGCCACACUACUAUGUCCAAAAGUUUGUAGACACCCUCUCAUCCAGCAUUUCAUUGCAACAAUUAAAAGGGAGUUUAUUCCCCUUUACUGCGAUAACAGCCUUUACUCUUCUGGGAAGCUUGAUGUUGGAACAUUGCUGUGAGGAUUUGAUUGCAUUCAGCCACAAGAACAUUAGUGAGGUCAGUUGUUGGAUGAUUAGUCCUGGACUACUCUAACUCAUUGAAAACGUAUUGAGUGGAGCUCCAUCACUCGAGAGAACGCAGUUCCACUGCUCCACAGGCCAGUGCUGGGGGGCUUUUUACCCCUCUAGCAGACGCCUGGCAUUGGGCAUAGCGACCUUAGGCUUAUGGUUGGCUGCUCCCGAGUGUAAAUUUGCAGUGCUCUAUAAGCAAUGGGUGCUCCUUAAAAUGGCUGAUUCAGGGUGCCUGUGUACGUAUGGGCAAAUAGUGUAGGUCUAAUGCAAAUAAGGUCCAGUAGAUGAGGGAUUGAACAUGCUGCCGAACACUGGAAUGAGUGAAGGAUAAACCUUUAUCAUAA